This is a messenger RNA of Aspergillus glaucus CBS 516.65, 1176 nucleotides long. Its product is annotated as putative cell division protein kinase (Ctk1). Gene Ontology annotation, molecular function: cyclin-dependent protein serine/threonine kinase activity; ATP binding. The record is from RefSeq and is a predicted model, not a curated record. NCBI's taxonomy places the organism in Eukaryota, Fungi, Ascomycota, Eurotiomycetes, Eurotiales, Aspergillaceae. Gene Ontology annotation, cellular component: nucleus; cytoplasm. The coding region runs from base 1 to 1176 and encodes 391 amino acids. Gene Ontology annotation, biological process: protein phosphorylation. The transcript has 5 exons.
AUGGCUGACUGGAAAAAGGCUUUGGGCUUCACGGACCGACUGACGGCUAUCCAGUCCCUUACUACUGCGUAUCAGCGGGCCUCGUCCUCAGCAGCAUUUGUGGAGGCUCAGUCUCAGGCCAAGAGGUUUGAAAGCGAAGCCUAUGCGCAAGCCACGUCCAAGGAAGACUAUGACCGGAUGUGUCAGGAAGCCAUCGAUGCUGCUGAAGCCAAAGAAUCGGUAGCACCUAUUAUAAGUAGCCCGCAUCAACAGGAGGAGGAACCAUGGGAAGGUGGUCAGACGAUCGGCCAUUACAAAUCCUGUUUUCCUCAUUUCGAUGGACUGCAUUCGACCAUCUAUAAAUCUAAACGGGAGGAUGGGACCCUGGUGGCGGUGAAAGUGACCAUGCCUCAUAUGUUGACGGCGCCUCACGACGCUGAGCGCGAAGUCCGACUGUUGCGAGCAGCUGCUAGCCCGCAUGUGAUUACUCUUUUGGAGACAUUCAAUUUCGAAGGAGGACGACUCAUUUUAGUGUUCCCUUUCAUGAAACAUGACUUUGAGCAGCUGCUUCGUCGUGACAUGCUAACGGCAUCGCAAAUCCGGUCUCAUCUACGCGACAUGUUCAGUGCAUUGGCAUACCUCCACGAACUGGGGAUUAUCCAUCGUGAUAUCAAACCAUCCAACAUAUUGCUGGACUCUCCCGAUGGACCGGCACGUCUGGCAGAUUUUGGCAUUGCGUGGAAGGAAGAUGACAAAGGUUCUGAGCCUGAUGAUAAGAAAAUCACCGACGUAGGCACCACAUGCUAUCGAGCCCCGGAAAUUUUGUUUGGUUUCAAGGGGUAUGGAAUUGCUCUCGAUUUGUGGGCGGCAGGCUGUGUUGUUGCAGAGGCUGUGGCUGUAGGCCACAAGCAACUGUUUGACUCGGGGCCUGUGGGAAGCGACUUGUCUCUUAUUCAGUCCAUUUUUGUGACUCUUGGAACUCCAGACGAGGAGGUUUGGCCGGAAACACGGAUAUUGCCGGAUUGGAGUAAGAUUGAAUUUUAUAAAUAUUCCGGCAGUUCAUGGGACGAUAUCCUUAGGGGCGCUUCUUCCAACGGCCGGGAUCUGGUGAGCAAAUUGAUAAGGUAUGAAAGCAGCCAGAGAUAUUCGGCCGCAGAGGCGCUAGCGCAUCCUUAUUUCUCAUCCUCGUCCUCGUAG